UCGGCGGUUCCGCCCCCCAGGCGGCAGUCGGCUUGCGCCCUGAGCGCGGGCCCGGCCCGGUGUAGGUGCCUGUGGCCGAGGUGAGGCUCCCGCGGUCCUGUCGCUUUGCAGGUGGGCACGGCCGGCCGGUCCGCAGGUGCAAGGGCGCCGAGUCGUGCAAAGACCGCGCCGAGCCAAGGGUCUCGGCGGGGCUCGGGCUGGCUGCCUCCGCUUCUGGCCAAGGGCGCUGAUGAUGCUACGACACCUGGUAGGAGGGAGAGUGGAGGAGGCAGCGGUCCCGGCCAGACGGGCCACCCAGCAGCGGGAGGACCGGUGGGAGGGACAAGCCGCUGGCGGCGACGCCGCCUUGGGAGGCAUGGCUGCGAAGGACGAUGACCUUUAGGUUUGGCCCAGAGCUGACCCUCGCCGCCUGUUUUGUGUCCUCUCACACCCGCGACCCCUGAGGUCCACCGGGAUGAGUCCCACAGCCGUUUCCAGGCUGGCCCUCUAAGGCCGAGGCGGUGCUAUGCGCCCAUUCCUUGGUGUCCUGGUGCAUGGCUGCUGGAACUUCCAGCUUGCACCGUGCUUGGGGCAGUUCUCAGUUUGGAUAGCCGCACGGGACAGGUCACACGUUUGGCUCUCACGGCUUCAGCACACCCCCCGAAGGCCAGCCACUUCAGAAGCAAGCUCUGUCGUCUUCCUGUGGCCAUCUGUCCGCUGCCCCAGCUGAAUGGGGCUGGGUUUGUCUGUUUUCUCGCCCUGAGAGUUAAGUUGGGAAGGCCUCAGACCGGGGCUGCCUCCUGCCCACCACGGAUUUCAAGGUGGUUCACGGCCCAGAUGGCUGCCAAGUCCUGCUCCGGGGCUCUGGGAGAGAUGCCUCUGACCUUCCAGGAUGUGGCUGUGUACUUCUCCAGGGCAGAAGGGCAGCAGCUGGGCCCCCAGGAGCGGGCGCUGUACCGGGAUGUGAUGUUGGAGAACUAUGGGAACGUGGCCUCACUGGGGUUUCCAGUGCCUAAGCCAGAGCUGAUCUCCCAGCUGGAGCAGGAGGAGGAGCUGUGGGUCCUGGAUCUGCUCGGGGCUGAAGAACCAGAAGUCGUAAGAGGUAGCCAGAGAGAUUCUGAGAUUGAGACUGAGAAGGAGCUAUCCAUUUUAAACCAGAAACGUUCUGAAGAAGUAAAAACACCAGAAUUAAUAUCACAGAAAUUCCCAAGGGCUAAGUCACAGACACCGGAAUCCCAGGAAGCUUGGGACCCUGAAGGUCAGGGAGAAGGCAACCAAGGAAAUUCUGCUCAGAGUUUGAAGAGAGUUGCUAGAGAGGACUCUCCAGGAUGUAGGGAACAACUUCCAGGAAAUGCCCAGAUCCCUGCAUUGGACAGACACUUAAAUCCAAGCCAAAGUGUUGUUACGAUGCAAAGAAAUAAAACAGGCCAGAGAGUCUUUAAAUGUGACAUGUGCAGUAAGACAUUUAAAUAUAAUUCAGACCUAAGUCGGCACCGCCGGAGUCACACUGGGGAAAAGCCUUACGAGUGCGGUCCGUGUGGGCGGGCCUUUACUCACAGCUCCAAUCUAAUUCUUCACCAGCGGAUCCACACCGGGAACAAACCAUUCAAGUGCGAUGAGUGUGGGAAAACCUUUGGGCUCAAUUCCUAUCUCCGCCUGCAUCAGCGAAUUCAUACUGGAGAAAAGCCUUUUGGGUGUAAUGAAUGUGGGAAGGCCUUCAGUAGAAGUUCAAGUCUUAUUCAGCAUCGUAUAAUCCACACAGGAGAGAAACCUUACAAGUGUAGCGAAUGUGGGAAGGCCUUCAGCCAGAGUCCUCAGUUAACUCAGCACCAGAGGAUUCACACUGGAGAGAAGCCUCACGGAUGCAGCUGGUGUGGGAAGGCCUUCAGCCGCAAUGCAAGCCUUAUUCAGCACCAGAGGAUUCACACAGGAGAGAAGCCCCACAAGUGCAGCCAGUGUGGGAAAGCCUUCAGUCAGAGCUCCAGCCUCUUUCUUCACCACAGGGUUCACACUGGGGAGAAGCCCUAUGUGUGUAAUGAGUGUGGAAGAGCCUUUGGCUUCAAUUCCCACCUUACCGAGCACGUGAGGAUUCACACUGGGGAGAAGCCCUAUGUGUGCAGUGAGUGUGGCAAGGCCUUCAGCCGCAGCUCCACGCUCAUGCAGCACCGCAGAGUCCACACAGGGGAGAAGCCCUAUCAGUGCACUGAGUGCGGGAAAGCCUUCAUCCAGAGUUCCCAGCUCACCCUACACCAGCGUGUUCACACUGGAGAGAAGCCUUAUGAGUGUGGGCUCUGUGGGAAGGCUUUCAGCCGGCGGUCAGCCCUCACUCAGCAUCAACGGACUCACCUGGGAGAGAACCCACAGGAAUUUGAGUGUGGCCCAGAUUUUGUGUAUGACUCCAGCCAUCUGUCCACUGGAGAGAGGCGUGGCAGGGCCUUCAGCCACAGUGCGAAACUUGUUCUCCAGUGGACAAUUAGAAGUGGUGAAAAGUCCCAGGGAUGUAGUGAGUGUGGGAAGACUUUCAGCACCUCCUCACAACCCAUGGAAUACCAGAAAGUUCAAGCUGGGGAGAAACCCUGUAAAUGCGGUAAAGCUGGUAGUGGAGUGUCAUCCCACACUCAACAUCAUGUAACUCGUGUUGGAGAGAAACCACAAUUGAAUGAUGCAUCUGAAAGAUACUUAAUUCAUAUCAAAAAGAUUUUCCAAGAAAGACAUUUUUAAUGGGAUAAAUGUGGCAAACAAUUUAUAAGCUUUGUGUUGUGUUAGGUGGAAUGGCGUACAGAAAAUGAAAGAAACUGUUGCUAGCAGACUGCAUGUCAGGAGGCUGGAGCCCAUGCGGCUGCUGUCUCCACCCACCCCGCUCCCCAUGCCCAGGUCUUGACUGACUCAGCACAGCAGGCCGCCUUAGCAUCAGGUCAAGUUCAGGUUUUUAUCAGAGGGCUGAGUUUCAACCCCAAAGAGCAGUUGAUGGAAGGUUUCAAGGUAUGACAAAUCUCUUCACUGGUGAUUGUAAAAGAGAAACCCAGAGAUCUGGGGAAUUGGGUUUGUCACCUUUGAGAAUAUUCGUGAUGCUAAGGACAAGAUACGGCCAUGAAUGGCAAGUAUGUGGAUGGUCUGGGGACCAAGGUGGCUCUGCCAGUGGCUGGGCAAAAUACAGCUUCUCUAGGUGUAGAGGAGACUGAAGCUUUGGGGGGGAGGGGCAGCCACUGUGAGGCAAGGAGUGGGGGUCUACAGAGAUAGCAACCCAGAGGGACAGCUGUGGUGACCAGAGGAACAGUCGGACACGGUGAGGAUGCUGUGAAGAGGAAGACUGCUGGAGAUGGUUCUGAUGGCUGUAAGUUAAAGAUGUCUCAUUCUCCACUGAGCAGGCGCGCACACGGCGAACAAGUCUUGUAUUUUCCCACUGUGGAGCGAAUUUCUGUUCUCUUCCUGCCAACAGAGCCUGACUGCUGCUGGCCCCUAGGUAUCCUCAUCACUAGGCUUUCCUUUUUCUUGUUCCAAUUUGUUUUGUUAAUGUUUUCUAAGCACUUGAGCCACAGAGACAGGCAGAUCUCUGUGAGUUUUGAGAUUUCUGACCAGCCAGUUGCAUAGAUUCUGUCUCAAAAAAAGAAAAAAAGUUCUGAAAAGCA
This is a messenger RNA of Onychomys torridus (southern grasshopper mouse), 3608 nucleotides long. It is a transcript of the gene Znf251, whose product is annotated as zinc finger protein 251. Gene Ontology annotation, molecular function: DNA-binding transcription factor activity; RNA polymerase II cis-regulatory region sequence-specific DNA binding. Gene Ontology annotation, biological process: regulation of transcription by RNA polymerase II. The record is from RefSeq and is a predicted model, not a curated record. The transcript is spliced from 4 exons. NCBI's taxonomy places the organism in Eukaryota, Metazoa, Chordata, Mammalia, Rodentia, Cricetidae. Bases 817 to 2700 code for a protein of 627 amino acids.